Messenger RNA from Condylura cristata (star-nosed mole), 1323 nucleotides. RefSeq names its product cornulin. Lineage: Eukaryota; Metazoa; Chordata; Mammalia; Eulipotyphla; Talpidae. The transcript is spliced from 3 exons. The coding region runs from base 1 to 1323 and encodes 440 amino acids. The record is from RefSeq and is a predicted model, not a curated record. Gene Ontology annotation, biological process: positive regulation of cell cycle G1/S phase transition; regulation of phosphatidylinositol 3-kinase/protein kinase B signal transduction; cellular response to cytokine stimulus. Gene Ontology annotation, molecular function: transition metal ion binding; calcium ion binding. Gene Ontology annotation, cellular component: cytoplasm.
AUGCCUCAGUUACUGCGCAACAUUAAUGGGAUCAUCGAGGCCUUCGAGCGCUAUGCCAGGACAGAGGGUGACUGCAAAGUUCUCACCAGGGGAGAACUGAAAAGGCUCCUGGAGCAAGAGUUUGCUGAUGUCAUCGUGAAACCGCAUGAUCCAGCCACUGUGGAUGAAGUCCUGCGUCUGCUGGACGAAGACAACACGGGAACUGUGGAAUUCAAAGAAUUUCUGGUUUUGGUGUUUAAAGUUGCCCAGGCCUGCUUCAAAACCCUGAGUGAGAGUCCUGGGGGCGCUUGCGGACCCCAAGAGCCUGGAAGUCACACCCCUGGGGUCUCGAAAGAGCUGGAAGGACAGAGAAGUGGCUCUGAAGUAGGAAGAACCGGAGGAGGACAGCAGCAAGAGGGGAGCAGCCGUGGACCACGGGAGCAAGCUUCCGGGGGGCAGGCCGGGCUGGCCACUCGGACCCAGGGCCAGGACUUUAGCUCUACUCAAGGCAGUGGCCGUCACAGGCAGGCUGAGUCUCAGAGACAGGAGGGGGGUCAUGUGGAACAGACCCAGAGAGUGGGAGGUGCCAAGAGUCACCAGGCCAGAGGCAGGGCGUCAGAGGGACAGGUGCAGACCAGGGGACUGGAAGGUGAAAGUGUGACAGCAACCGGCACUCAGACCCAGACAGGCACCACCCAGACUGUGGAGCAGGAUAGAAGCCAGCAAGGAGGAAGCACCACAGGGCAUGCAGGGACCAGAGAACAAGGACAGACCCAGACACAGUCGGGCCACAGUCAAAGGUGGACACAAGUGACCAACUAUGAGGCAGGAAAGCCAGUGCAGGGAGGACAGGUGCAGACUGACCCAAACACUCUGACGGGCGGGCAGGAUGGGAGCAGCACUCAGCCGGAGGGCAGCAUGGCCGGAGGGCAGGGACAGAGCUGGUCCACAGAGGUACACCGCGAGUGGGUGGACGACCACUCGAGGGAGACAGUGUUCCCCACACCACAGGACCAGGGUGGCGCAAACACUCUGACUGGCGGGCAGGACGGGAGCAGCACUCAGCCGGAGGGCAGCGUGGCCGGAGGGCAGGGACAGAGCUGGUCCACAGAGGUACACCGCGAGUGGGUGGACGACCACUCGAGGGAGACAGUGUUCCCCACACCGCAGGACCAGGGUGGCGCAAACACUCUGACUGGCGGGCAGGACGGGAGCAGCACUCAGCCGGAGGGCAGCGUGGCCAGAGGGCAGGGACAGAGCUGGUCCACAGAGGUACACUGCGAGUGGGUGGAUGACCACUUGAAGAAUACGGUGUCCCCCCCGCAGGACCAGGGUGGCUUGUAG